Molecule: messenger RNA, 1670 nt
Organism: Xenia sp. Carnegie-2017
Lineage: Eukaryota; Metazoa; Cnidaria; Anthozoa; Malacalcyonacea; Xeniidae
Exons: 4
Coding region: 543-1670 (375 amino acids)
Source: RefSeq, a predicted model, not a curated record
UACAAAUAUGGUUUUAUUAUCUUGGUCCAAAUUCGUGAAGCGGUUCUACAGCUUAUGAAAUAGUUUUCUUUUUUGGUUUAAUUAAUUUGUGCGUUAUUUAAAUGAGAUGUACUUAUGUCUGAUUUUGAAGUAGUGGUAAACACGCUGCAAUCAUUUUUCAUUGGGUACCAUUUUAAAGAUGUGAUUCUGAAGAUUGGAAAGAUGUUCUGAUUAUCGUGGCACAAGUUCGAGGAGAGAAUCUACGGCUUAUGAAAAGAACAACACUUUUGUGCUAUGUAAUUUGUUGCAAUAUAGAACAUAUGUGUCUUAUUUAUUUCGUCGAAUUGUUGAGUUUAUGCUAAUUUAUGCAAACGUCAUUUUAAGAAUUUCACGGUUUAAAACCUUUGUCGUAUCCUGUGUUUGCGUCUUUCUUGACUGACCGUUGAAUCGUUGAUGUCAACGGUUUUCCUGUAUUAUCGAAGCAAUCAUUACUUUUGCGAGAAAAGUUAAUUCAGGAUUAUAUUUAAAUCUUUUGUGCUCUUCUCGUUUUCGUGUAACGCUAAAUGAUGAAGCGCACUGUUGGUCGUCCAUCGAAAUACACGUUUGACGUGAAUGCAAUUGUUGCAGCUAUGUCACAUGUGUCUGGCGACCAAAACGAUUCUUACAGAAAGUCAAAUAGCUUCUGGGGAAAAAUUUUAGUUGAACUUGGGAUUAGAAACAAAUUGCUUGCACGGAGAAACCUAUAUCUUCGCUGGCACGAUAACCGGAAUGGCAUGCGAUCUGCAAUCGAGCAUGGGCGAUUAGAGUUAUCAAAUGCUGAAGAUCUGUUAGCUAGCCAUGACAAUAAAUAUAAUGAUAAUGCGCAUCACCCGUCGUCGGGUCGCGAGUUUUUGCCAUUUUUAGAGUCCCGACCAUUUAACACUCAUAGUGGUGAAUGCGCAGGAAACGACCAUUAUGAUUUUGGCCAAUCAGCGACUGACAGUGAUGAGGCUAGCGAGGAAUUCGACAUGGUCACUACCCAGAAGCAUUUAACUGGAGAUAUUCAUUACACUAAAGAAAGUGAACAUGGAGAUGCAUCUUCCAUUAAACAAGAUUCAAAAAAAGAAGUUUCAAGCAGACACACCAACAAUGUGGUCAAAACCUUAGCACAAUCCAAUAAAGAAAACAAAUGCAUAAAACGUAGAAGAUGCAUACCGAAAGCCCAUACUCCAGAAAGGAACAACCAAAACUAUGGUGUCUCUGUCAAAAAGAAGAUUUGUGCUAGCAAAAAAUCCCGCAAUAAAUACCGUCCACAAGAACUGCUGUCACUUUCAGACAAAGAAACUGAUGACAAUGAUCCAAUGCACGUUUUUGGCACAAAUGAUAUUCACGAGGAGGGUGUCCUGGAGUCACAUGGAGAAAUGGAAGACGUGGUCGAUAACAGAGAAUGUAAUGUACUUUUACAUCCUUCUUCACCGUGCAUUGAUGAAAAAGAUGAAAACAUAUGUAUUUCAGAUCGUGUAUCUUACAGCAUGGAAAGUAGUCCGUCGAUUGAGAAAGUCAUUUAUCACUCUGACGAAUUUCAAAAAUGUCAUUCCUAUGAUUAUAAGGAAGAGGAAAAAGUACAACUGACUGACUUCUCAAGCAAGUGGCGCGAUGAUUGUAAUGAUAAAAAAGUAUCAUCUCCCUCAGCAUUUUUUGCAAAACUUUGA